CACCUUGAUGUCUGUAGAUGAACUAGCAGGGAAAAUUGGGAACAGAAAACAAUAUCAAAGAAGCCUCAUUUACAACCAUUUAAAAAUACAUACAGUAUAAUGACCCAUUUGGAUGUUGAACUGUUUCUACACAAUGCAUUCUUUUCUUUUCAUCCACUGCAAAAGGUUUCAGCUCCCUCUCUCCCCUGUCGGCAGAGAGUCAGAGCUGCCGCUGCUCUAAUCCAGCAGCACUCCCACUAGUGUGGCAGCAGAGGAGACAAGGACACGCCAAUCUCCGGUCCACUCCUGAGGUUGAAAACCAAGCGUCAGAGCUCUUCAUAACCUGACAGGGGAAUAGAUUCUAGAAAGACUAACAGGACGUCGGGAUAGUCUAUCGGCACCAACACCUCAGGCAAGACAGAUUGGGAUGUUCAACACGUGCUCUCAGUGUUUUUCUGUUCAGCUUUACACCAUGAGAACACAAAGAUAACUGAGAAAAACUCCACUCAUAUCAACUUGGCUCUAGAAGCAGACGGACAGACCGACCGACCGACUACAGAAACAGCCUUGCAUCAUGGGGAUUGAGGUGUACAACAUCUCUGCCACCUCGGCCAGAGUGAGCUGGCCAUCGUCCCCCAGCUGCCUGGACACCUUCUACAGCGUCAUGUACGACCCAAACUGGAACAGCCUGCUCAUGGGCUACAAGCGCAAGAGUUUCAUGCAUGAGGAACGCAUCCCUGUCAGUCAGACCAGCACGCACCUGGCCAACCUCCUCCCCCAGACUGCCUACUUCUUGUGCGUGACAUGUCAGGCAGCCAAUCCUGUGCGCGACCAGUGCCAGGUGUUCAGCACUCUGAGUGACGACGAAGCUCACGACCGGGCCGGGUGGGAGCUCGCCAUGGGUGUCUGGCUGACCUGCUGCGUCUUGCUCCUGGUCAUUGCCGGCAUACUGUUGUGGGGAUGUCUCCACACCAUCUGCUCCAUCCCCAGUCAGGAUGCAGACGGCUGCCAUGUUGUGACCAACUCCAACCGCCAAGACAUGUCUGGAUCUGGACGCCUCUACGCUCCCAGACGCACCAGCGAGGACAGUGCCAAACAUGCCAGCAUCAUGCAGCCCCCCCUCUCGAUUAGGACCACUGGCAACAUAAUUACCCAGGACCACGAGCUGAGGACACUCGCUAAGCUGGGUGGCGCCGAGCCAGUAUGAUUCAACUGGAUUGAGGUCAUCAAAGCAUUGUUGUGCCCAGAAUGAAUUAUCACAGAGUUUUUUCAUCCAAUGUUUAAAUUCUACGAAAGCCCAGAAGGUGUUGUGGAGAAAAAAAAUAGAAACUAAUCUGUGAAUCUUGAAUUACUAAUCCGUGCUCUUGAUUUAUUGUCUAUCUUGUUUAUUAUCUUUAAUGCACCUGCAGUUGUGGCACUCACAAUUUCGUUGUAUGGGUCUCCGUGCCAAUGGCAAUAUAGGUUAAUCUUGUCUCAUCUCUUAAAACUGUGUGCUCUUUUAAUAAUUUGUGACCACGAAUUACUUAAUUCUUGCUCUUGAAACAUUACUAAUAUUAACACACACUUUAUCAUCGGUUCUUCUUGUCAUACUGCAACCAAGACACUGCAAGAUUUACAUGUAUCACUUUGCGCAUCUUGUACAAAAUAAACAGAGUUUACCUGUUGCAGUCAGACAACUAAUCUCAGGCCAACACCAUGAGAUCUAAUUCAUAUUUAGUUUGACUAUUUGGAAUGGCCUUCAGUAUUCUGCUAAAAUACAACAAAUUGCUCGCUGAAUAAAAAAAAAAAAGAGGAAAUCUUUUCCAACAUUACCCUGGCGUAGAUUAACGCACAGGAGAGCCUGGCAGGGUUGACCAGAUUUAUAAAAAAAAAAAAAAAUUGAUACAAUUGCAUUGUCAACUGGACAAAGAGACCCUGACGCAUCGUGUUAUGAAAAAUGCAUUGAUAUUACCGCUUAAUAUACUCAGUAACUGCCCAACUUAACCUCAAGUCUCCAACAAGCCUGGCUAUGCAAUUCAGGGAUCAUGUAACUGGUUUGUGGCAUGUCUUGCUUUAUCAGGCUACAUUAUUAUCUGAUCUAAUUCAUAUUUAUUUGUUAUUAUUUUAGGGUUUCAGGGGUGAGGCAACUUCUUCUUCUUCUUCCUCUGCAUGUCAGAGAGCCCUGAACUUUAAUUUAGCGACAGUUUCAACGUGUACGUGUUUUGUUAUUUAAUUGUUUGACCUUUUAGAACAGCUGUCUGGAUGAAAAAUUGCCAACAGGUCUGGACAUGCAACAACAUGGGUUUGAUUGAUGAUGGACAGUCAUAUCUGAUUUCAUGCACAUCACACUACUUCCUCUGAUCUAGCAUGAAUGACGCACUAAAUCAAGAGCACAAACUUUUCUCUGUGACGCCUGUCAGGCUCUUACUGCACCACUCCAAAGUUCUCAAUGAUAAAUGUUCUGCAAAUGCAA
Messenger RNA from Perca fluviatilis (European perch), 2431 nucleotides. Its product is annotated as fibronectin type III domain-containing protein 9. The record is from RefSeq and is a predicted model, not a curated record. Gene Ontology annotation, molecular function: protein binding. Lineage: Eukaryota; Metazoa; Chordata; Actinopteri; Perciformes; Percidae.